Molecule: messenger RNA, 2896 nt
Organism: Eupeodes corollae
Lineage: Eukaryota; Metazoa; Arthropoda; Insecta; Diptera; Syrphidae
Product: zinc finger protein ZFP2-like
Exons: 3
Coding region: 37-1968 (643 amino acids)
Cellular component (GO): nucleus
Molecular function (GO): zinc ion binding
Source: RefSeq, a predicted model, not a curated record
AGCGCUCCGGGUUCUGGUCGAUGUUGCUCUGUGAAAAUGACUGAUUUCUUGGAUUUGCAACCAAUAAAUCCACAAAAUAAAUUAAAUGUUUGUCGUAUUUGUGCUCUAGAAAGUGAAAACGGACAAAUUCUAUUCGACACCAACAGUGAAAUCGAAAAAAUCGCCAUUCAAAUAUGUUCUCUCAUUUCAAUCAAGUUAGACCCAAAUAUUCAAAUUUACCCAAAUUGGAUAUGCUCCCAAUGUCAUCUUCAAUUCGAAGCCAUAGUUCAGUUUUUCGAAGUGAUAAGCAAUGGACAACGUCAGAUGGGGGAACUAUUUGGCUACCCUCGGAAACCUGGAAGAAAACCUAAGCCAAAAUUCGAACGUUGGUUCUCUGUCGAUGUGAGCCAGCUGGAUGGAGGAGCAGCGGGUUUUGAUAAACUCAGAGUAAAUGGCAAACGGGUUCCCAAAAUCCCUGAGAGAUUCAAAGACUCAAUGCAAGGCAACGAGCUGGAAGAUCUGUACAGCGAAAUAGGCUUAGCGAAACGAAAAUCAAGACAAUCUAAAAUAGAGAAAAAAGAGACUAUCGCCCACAUCGAAGACGAGAAUGGGAUGAAAUUUUGUGAGAUGUUUUCAAUCCAACAGGAUUCCAAUAGAAACAGCACUCGUUAUCAAUGUGACUUCUGUGAGGAGAGCUUCUCAAUGGAACACGCCUUCUACACCCACCUCUCCAGCCACACGAACAUCAUGUACGAAUGCACUGAAUGCCAAGCAGUCUUCAAAGCCAAGACCAUGUACGAUGCCCAUGUGCGGGAAAGCAAUCACUCGGGAUUGGGCAUAAUAGAAACACCUCCAGCUAACGUCGAGGAGGCGACACAAGAAGAAGAAAAAACCAUUAAAAAAGUGAGGAAGUUCAUUUGUUUGAAGUGCCCAAAGACAUUCGAUACGAAAAUGGCCAUUCAACGCCACGGAAAGACACAUUCCCCCAAUCGGCCGUUUCAGUGUGAUAUUUGUCUGGCUAAAUUUAAGAAGAAGUUCGUUCUCAAAGUCCACAAAACCAGACAUUUCCAGGAGAAUUUUUUCAAAUGCCACGUCUGCUCGCAAACAUUCAAACACAAGCGCUCCCUCCAAGUGCAUUUGCAGACCAUUCACGAUGGCCUUAAGCCCCAUUCAUGUUCGGUCUGUAAGAAGAGUUUCAGUCAGAAGUCGAAUCUUAAAAUACACAAACGCAUUCACACUGGCUAUCGUCCAUUUGUCUGUCUUAAGUGUGGGGCUUCCUUCAAGACCUCAUCACAAUGUAAUCUACAUCAAAAAACCCACGUGGUUCUAGAAACAACACUCCCAAAACCCAAACCAAUGGUAGAGUGUAAAAUAUGUGGCAGGCCAUUUUCCCAAAGGAGCAAUCUCAGAAAACACAUCCGAAUACAUACUGGAGAGAAACCGUAUGUUUGUAAUGUGUGUCCCAUGAAAUUCUCAGAUCCAUCUAAUCUCAAAAAACACAAACGAAAUCAUCCCAAACCAAAGAUACCAAAAUCCACACCGAUUUCACUAAUCGAAUCCAAUUUGCUUGACGAAGCUGUUGCAUCGAUUGUGGAACCAAAUCGAAUUCCUGAAGAUAAUGAACUCAUGGCGGUAGCAUCCAAUUCGUUUAGGGGGAUGGGCAAUGUUGUGGUUCCAAUUGUUGACAAUUCCUUAAUGCAAAAUGUUGUCCUGCCAAGUGUUAGCAAUUCCUUAAUGGAAAGUGUUGUCCUGCCAAAUGUUAGCAAUUCCUUAAUGAACAUCAUGGAUGAAGUUGUUGGCAAGGAUGAUGCAAAUCCAUGGAAUUCAGAUGUGAUUGUGACAGAUAUUCCGAAUGAUGAGAAUUCUAUUGUUCAGCAACAACAGCAGCAGGAAUUGCUAAUGAAUCAAUUGGUUUGUAUUUCAUACCAGGAUCCCAUGAACCCGGUUGGAAGUAAGACUACUUUCUAUGUUGUCAAUGGAGGCAAUUAGAUGGAAUGGAAGUCAAAUUGUAACUCUAAAUCACUUUGUUGCCUUCUUUACGAAAGAUUUUUGUAUAAGAACCCAAUGAUUCAGAAAACUAGUUUUUAAAGAUUGAGCUAGUCAGAACUCAGAACCCUUUUCCUGCAGUAGGUAUAUCAUUAUUAUUAUUUAUAUAUUUAUUCAUCCAAAGGAAAAACAAUACAAGUAUUAUUGGUUAGGCAAGUUUUCAGUUGGCCAACUGCCAAAAAAUUAACUUCCAAUUAAAACAACUUAUUGGAAAAUUGACUGGAAAGUUAGUCAAACAAAAUCUUCAUAACUAUUAACUCAAAUCUUCUUCUGUCAAAAUGACAUUUGAUCAUGUUUUUUCAUUCAACUGAAAAACUUACUAAUUGCUUUCGUCAAAAUGUACGUUUAAGGAAUGAAGUUGACUGCAAAUGAAGUCCCUUAAGUUAUCUUAGCCAUCCCAUUCUUUGAUGCAAGAACUUACCAUUGACAGUUAAAGUGUUGAAUUCACGAACAGUGCUAUUUACAGUUAUCUUAAAGGAAAUUAUUUCAGUUCAGUUUAAUUAACUGUUUGGUUUAAAUUUAAAUUUCAUUAAUUUAUAUUUUAAAUGAAACUUCAUGAAAUAAAUAACUCUCAUUAAGUUAAUUGUUGUUCUUUGCAACUUUUAUAUUUAAUAACAAACAUUUAGGUCAAAAAUCGUGGAAAUUAGCAGCUUACGAAAGUGAAGUAAAAUACCGUAUUAUGUUUUUAAUUUUUAGAAGGAAAAUGUCAUAUUAUUGAGUAUUAUUUCUUUACCUAGAAAAAAAAAAUCAUAUUAAACCUUUAACAAUUUUGUAAUAAGUUGGCUCUUUUGGUCAUUUUUUUGUUUUUCAAUAUUAAGAAAUGAGGUUUUUUUAUAUCUCCCUUUUAUGUGUACUUAAAAUUCAAAUAUAU